AUGUCUUCAAAAAAUGAAGUCCACGAAACAACUGAGCAUCUAGAGCAGCGCUGGUUCUUGAUAGAUCUUGAGGCUGCCAUUGAGGCCCUUGAUGAGCACAGAUUUGAUGCGACACGACUCAAGAAAUUGAACGUUAACCUCUGCCACAUGGCUCUCGAUCAAAACUCAGAGCUCAAGCCCCGCUUCUUCUCACCAACACCUAACCUCCCGCAACCCAGCGAGAUACUCGAUCAGGCUAGUUCACCUGAUGGUCCUACUCAUUCAGAUCCAUAUUCUCGUGCAUACACUAUUCACACUUCGUGGAACUCGUAUACCUUCCACGACGUGUGUCUCGAUUAUACCGAUCCGUGGCGUUCGAAAGCGCAAGUUGACCGUUAUUUCGAGCUAUAUCGCUCUAUCUAUUCAUUUUAG
Molecule: messenger RNA, 411 nt
Organism: Penicillium samsonianum
Lineage: Eukaryota; Fungi; Ascomycota; Eurotiomycetes; Eurotiales; Aspergillaceae
Exons: 1
Coding region: 1-411 (136 amino acids)
Source: RefSeq, a predicted model, not a curated record